CCGCGCGCCGAUGCUCCGUACAUCGAACGUUGCGCGUUACCGGUUAUAGGCCUCAAGGUCGAACGAGGGCGCGUCUCCCGACUCUUACUGACCUGUACGUGCGACGCAGUAGAUUGCGUCGAACGCAGCCCUGUAGCGGACGUUUCCGCCGUUGAAAGUGACGACGACGACGGACACGACGGAGACGACGGAGACGGUGGUCUCCAGCCAGGAGAACGACGGGACAAUGGCAGCGAAGAUGCAGCACUGUGAGCCACCUAGUUCAGCGAGUUCUGAGAGCGACGACGCCGAUGUGUGCUUGGACGACCGAGAGAUCUGCCUCGUGGACGAGCUGUGCGAAGAUGCCGAACAUCACAGGCGUUCCGACGUCGGCACGCCGACUCCGCAGUCGCCCCGGCCACCGUCCACAGGGUCGCAGAAGUCACCGCGGUCGCGCAGACAACGUACCACCAGUAUGUCGCAGUCAAGCAAGAAGACAUCGGCUGAGUCGAUUCUCAGAAGCAAAACGCGAACUAUUUACACGGCUGGUAGGCCACCUUGGUACAAUUCGGCCGGUCAACAAGUGGAACCGUUUGUCAUCGGCAUUUGCGGUGGCAGCGCGUCUGGCAAAACAACAGUAGCGACGAAAAUUAUAGAAUCUCUGGACGUUCCUUGGGUUACUCUUCUGAGUAUGGAUUCAUUUUACAAGGUGUUGAACGAAAAGCAACACGAUAUGGCUGCACGCAACGAAUACAACUUUGAUCAUCCUGAUGCUUUUGACUUCGAGCUUCUCAAGACUACAUUGCAACGUUUGAAGGAAGGACGAAUGGUGGAAGUUCCUAUUUAUAACUUUGUAACGCAUAGCAGGGAGAGUAGAACGAAAACCAUGUACGGUGCCAACGUCAUUAUAUUCGAGGGAAUAUUGACUUUCUACAACGUCGACGUGUUGAAAAUGUGCGACAUGAAGGUUUUCGUCGACACCGACGCGGACAUUAGACUCGCCAGACGCUUGAAGAGGGAUAUCUCGCAAAGAGGAAGGGAUCUUGAGGGUGUGUUGAAACAGUACAGCACGAUGGUUCAACCCGCGUUUUACUACUACAUCGCACCUCUCAUGGUCCAUGCGGACAUCAUCGUGCCGCGCGGAGGCGAGAACGAAGUGGCAAUAGAGCUGAUCGUGCAACAUGUUCACACUCAACUUCAGUUGAGGGGCUUCAAACUGAGGCAGAAGCUGGCGCACUCGUACAUCGGCCAACCAUUGCCGUCGUCGCUCUACUUGCUUCCGGAUACGCCACAGAUCAAGGGUCUGCACACGUUUAUACGCAACAAGGAGACUUAUCGGGAUGAAUUUAUCUUCUAUUCGAAACGAUUAAUCCGCCUGGUCAUCGAAUACGCUUUAUCUUUGUUGCCAUUCGAGGAAGUGACGAUAGAGACCCCGCAAGGGGUGUUGUACAACGGCAAGCGGGGCGCGACGGACAAGAUAUGCGGCGUAUCCAUAUUGCGCGCCGGCGAGACCAUGGAACAGGCUGUUCGGGACGUGUGUAAAGACAUUCGAAUAGGAAAGAUUCUGAUCCAAACCAACCAACAGACCGGCGAACCCGAGCUAUAUUACCUCCGACUACCGAAGGACAUCAAGGAUUACAAAGUGAUCUUGAUGGACGCCACGGUCGCCACCGGUGCGGCUGCCAUUAUGGCGAUCAGAGUGUUGUUGGACCACGACGUCGCCGAAGAGAACGUGCUCCUGGUGUCGCUGCUGAUGGCGGAAUCCGGCGUGCAUUCGAUCGCGUAUGCUUUCCCGCGUGUGAAGAUCGUCACGUCCGCGUUGGAUCCCGAGAUCAACGAAAAGUUCUACGUUCUACCCGGCAUCGGGAACUUCGGCGACAGAUACUUCGGCACCGAGCCCUCUUCCAUUGACGACUGAGCUGCCGCAAUUCUUGGAUCUCUCCGUUCAAACCGCAUAUUCGAUGAUGUUUAAAUUGUGAUAUCAACACGACUACGAAACGAUCUAUCGUAUCUUUAAUAAAAAGAUACAUUAUUAUUGCGAAUUUGCGACCAAGAUGUUUUGGUUUUCAUAUCAUAGACUAGCGCUAUUAAAUGUUAUUUUGAUUUACGCAUGGACGAUCGUGUGCAGGUAAACAUUAUUAAACCUUUUAUUUUAA
Molecule: messenger RNA, 2135 nt
Organism: Dinoponera quadriceps
Lineage: Eukaryota; Metazoa; Arthropoda; Insecta; Hymenoptera; Formicidae
Product: uridine-cytidine kinase-like 1
Exons: 11
Coding region: 227-1897 (556 amino acids)
Cellular component (GO): cytoplasm
Molecular function (GO): ATP binding; kinase activity
Source: RefSeq, a predicted model, not a curated record